AUGGUCAAGCCAAAGGUUCUUGCGCUGGGCUAUCCCGCCUUCGCAGGUGAGGAAUAUGUUAAACAGUUUCAGGAGGAAUAUGAGAUCGAUAUUGACCUGCACCAGGUUUUGGUACCAACAGACCGAAAACAAACCGUUGCCGAUCUAGCAGCAAAGGUGCAGUCAUCCGGGCCAUAUCAAGCACUGCUCGUGCGAAUGGGAAUCGGUCCCUAUGAGCCCUUCGACGAGGAGCUCCUGCGUCCUCUAGUACCCGAUUGCAAGAUUCUUGUCUCCUGCUCGGCGGGUUAUAACGAAUUCGAUGUUUCCUGGAUGACACAGCAGGGGAUGUGGUUCUGCAACACGCGCAACGCUGUCUCAGAAGCGACAGCGGACAUGGCCAUGUUUCUCAUCCUUGCGGUUCUUCGAGACACAACUCGGGGCGAGAAACAGACCCGAGAAGGCAAAUGGAGAGGUACCCUAGCCCCGACGCGUGAUCCAACCGGCUUGAAACUGGGUAUAUUAGGCAUGGGGGGGAUCGGCAAGCAUCUGGCAAGAAAGGCCGCCGCUUUCAACAUGAAGAUCAUCUAUUAUAAUCGCCAGCGACUUCCUGUGGAGGACGAAGAACGGUUAGGAGCAACGUACUGCCCAACAAUGGAGGAGCUGCUCGCUCAAUCCGACGUUUUCUCUGUCAACUGUCCACUCAACGACCAAACAGUCGGUCUGAUUGGCGAAAAGGAGUUUGCCCAGAUGAAAGAUGGCGUCUUCUUCAUCAACACAGCCCGUGGCGCGAUCGUUAACGAGUCAGCCCUGAUUGCUGCUCUACAGAGUGGGAAGAUUGAGCGUGCCGGACUGGAUGUUUUCGACGGGGAACCUAGUGUCAACCCCUUCUUCCUCGAAUGUGAUCGCUGCACCAUCCAGCCUCAUCUUGGAGGUCUGACCGACGGGGCGUUUCAAAAGGCCGAGAUCGAAUGUUUGGAGAACAUCAAGACCUUGUUUACCACGGGGGUUCCCGUGGCACCAAUUAACAAUAUUUCAACAUAG
This is a messenger RNA of Penicilliopsis zonata CBS 506.65, 1020 nucleotides long. RefSeq lists its product as hypothetical. Gene Ontology annotation, molecular function: glyoxylate reductase (NADPH) activity; hydroxypyruvate reductase [NAD(P)H] activity; NAD binding. The transcript has 4 exons. The record is from RefSeq and is a predicted model, not a curated record. Bases 1 to 1020 code for a protein of 339 amino acids. Gene Ontology annotation, cellular component: cytosol. Lineage: Eukaryota; Fungi; Ascomycota; Eurotiomycetes; Eurotiales; Aspergillaceae.